Messenger RNA from Neltuma alba, 513 nucleotides. Its product is annotated as senescence-specific cysteine protease SAG39-like. Gene Ontology annotation, molecular function: cysteine-type peptidase activity. The transcript has a single exon. Gene Ontology annotation, biological process: proteolysis. NCBI's taxonomy places the organism in Eukaryota, Viridiplantae, Streptophyta, Magnoliopsida, Fabales, Fabaceae. The record is from RefSeq and is a predicted model, not a curated record. The coding region runs from base 1 to 486 and encodes 161 amino acids.
AUGAAGACAACCAUAAUAUCCUUCAUUUUUAUCUUCAGUCUUCUUACAUUGUGCUGCAACCUAUGGACAACAACAGCAAGAGGGGUAUGUCCUGACAUUUCCAAGAGUAACUCGACUGGGACAGAAGCGAUCAGGAAGAGGUAUGAAGGUUGGCUGAAGCAGCAUGGCCGGCAAUACGAGGAUAAGGAAGAAUUUGAAGUCCGUUUUCGCAUUUACCAAGCCAAUCUUGAGUUUAUAGAGUGUGUCAACGCCCAAAAUUACUCCUACAAGCUCACAGACAACAAAUUUGCUGACAUGACAAAUGACGAGUUUAGAAGUAAAUAUCUUGGUUUCCAACCAGCACGGCAUUUACAGACCCGAUUCCGGUAUGAUGAACAUGGAGCUUUGCCAGGAAGCAUAGAUUGGAGGAAGGAAGGUGCAGUCACUCCCAUCAAAGAUCAAGGCCAGUGUGGUAAUGUUUCUCGCAAAAACAAGUUCAUGGUUUAGAAGCACCCAAUAACAAGCAAACUAUUC